AACAACUCCAAGGACCGACCCUCACCUCAUGCCCGCGCACAUCUCAUAGCCUCACGACAAUGGCCGACCUCGACGCAACCCCCGGCCAGCUCAACUGGCGACUGAGCGCCCACCCCAUCACGCUGGUGACCUUUCUCAGCUUCCGCAUAUCAAGCCUUCUCGUCUACCUCUUCGGCCUGAUCUUCACCGACAACUUCGUCCUCAUCUUCAUCAUCACCAUGCUCCUCCUCGCAGCCGAUUUCUACUACCUCAAAAAUAUUGCCGGCCGAAGACUCGUGGGACUAAGAUGGUGGAACGAAGUGAGUGCGGGAUCAGGAGACUCGCAUUGGGUGUUCGAGUCGGCGCCGCAGCCAAAUGAGCCGGGUGGAAGGUUGAUCAAUGCUACGGAUAAGAGGUUCUUCUGGUUGGCGCUGUAUGCGCAGCCUGGACUGUGGAUUGCGUUGGCGAUUGUGGCAAUUGUGAGGUUCAAGUUUAUCUGGUUGACGCUUGUUGCUUUUGCCAUGGUGCUCACGAUCACGAAUACCUUGGCGUUCUCAAGAUGCGACAAGUUCAGUCAAGCGAGUGGACUGGUGGAGCGUGGGCUUUACUCUGGAUCGCUGGCGAGGAAUAUUGGAGGAGCUCUGUUCUCAAGAAUGUGGAACCGAUCGUAG
Messenger RNA from Zymoseptoria tritici IPO323, 650 nucleotides. RefSeq lists its product as uncharacterized. The transcript has 3 exons. Gene Ontology annotation, biological process: vesicle-mediated transport; protein secretion. The record is from RefSeq and is a predicted model, not a curated record. Bases 60 to 650 code for a protein of 196 amino acids. Lineage: Eukaryota; Fungi; Ascomycota; Dothideomycetes; Mycosphaerellales; Mycosphaerellaceae. Gene Ontology annotation, cellular component: Golgi membrane.